UCGGCCUUCCGUCCUGCCGCUCCGCUGGGUGGCGGGGAGGGAGCGGGCCGGCUCCGGCCCCGGCCCCAACCCGGCGACGGCGCAGGCGGGGAGCGGGGCCGGUGCCGGGGGCGGAGCAGCCGCCGUGCCCCGCCCGGGGCCGGCUCAGCGCAGUCAUGGCGGCGGAGCGGGAGCGGGAGCUGCGCUUCUACCGGCGGCUGCCCAAAGUGGAGCUUCACGCGCAUUUGAACGGCUGCAUCAGCUCUGUCACUAUGAAGAAGCUUAUGGCCCAGAAACCAAACCUUCAGAUCCAGAACGGGAUGACCAUGAUUGACAAAGGAAAGAAAAGAACCUUAGAUGAAUGUUUUCAGAUGUUUCAGAUCAUCUAUCAGAUUACCACUAGGACUGAAGAUAUUUUAAUGAUAACUAAAGAUGUUAUUAAAGAAUUUGCUGAUGAUGGUGUCAAGUACCUGGAAUUGAGGAGCACUCCUAGGGAAGAAAAGUCCACAGGUAUGACCAAAAGGAUGUAUGUUGAAACUGUACUUGAGGGUAUAAAGCAGUGUAAAGAAGAAGGCUUGGACAUAGAUGUCAGAUUGUUAAUAGCGAUAAAUAGACGAGGUGGCCCGGCAGUUGCUAAGCAGACUGUUAAACUUGCUGAAGAGUUCCUGCUUUCCACUGAUGGGGUUGUAGUAGGACUUGACCUCAGUGGUGAUCCCACUGCAGGACAUGGUCAAGAUUUUUUUGAGCCACUCUCAGAAGCGAAAAAAGCAGGUCUAAAGCUGGCAUUGCACCUCUCAGAGAUUCCAAAUCGAGAAGAGGAGACCAAAGUUCUCCUGGGCCUGCCUCCUGACAGAAUUGGACAUGGGACAUUUCUCAACUCCGCAGCAGCAGGCUCAGAAGAGUUAGUGCCACUUGUUCGACAGAAUCGCAUACCUAUUGAACUUUGCAUGACAUCCAACAUCAAAACUCAGACUGUGCCUUCCUGUGACAAACACCAUUUUGGAUACUGGUACAACAUGGGCCACCCUGCAGUGCUUUGUACUGAUGACAAAGGCGUCUUUGCAACAGAUCUAUCGCAAGAGUACGAGCUGGUUGCAAAAACAUUUAAUCUGACUCGAUCGCAGAUGUGGGAUCUUUCCUAUGAAUCGAUCAACUAUAUCUUUGCUUCAAGUGUGGUAAAAUCAAAGCUAAGGGAACAGUGGUGUAAACUGAAGCCAACUCUGUUUGAUUAAUCAAACAGCUGGGUGUGUUAGCUUAGUUAAUCAGCAAUUUUUAGUUAAGUCCCUGGCUUUUUUCAGACUUCAGGUUUACAGAUGCAGCCCAUAAUCUGCUCCGGUGCAAGAUGAUGACAGCAAUGUAUCCUUUGUUAGUGGGGACAGAAUCAAGUGUUCGUUCCUAGUUGGGAAGGGCUCUCAACCAGUGACUAAAAUCCAAAUGUGUCAUCAAGUAGUUUCUCUCCAGCUGAUACAUCAUGUCUUAAAAAUACUUGAUAUAUGUCAUCAUAGUACAAACAUGUGAGAGUCAGAACAGAAUAAAGGCACAACUGUUUGAGUUUACAAUGUCUCUGUUGGCCCAAGUACUUUGUAUGGUGUGUAUAUUUGGGGGCUUGUAUUAUUUUUAAAUAGAAGUUUUGAGCUAUUGAUUAAAUGUGAAGACAGAAACAAACUCAGCAAGAAAGAAAUGUGUCUCAAAGGAAUUAAAUAUUGCAUCUGUUUUUAUUGGCAUUCAUGUGUGACUGAAGCUUGCUGUGGAUUGUGCAACACACGUGGCAGCGCCUGUUGAUGCCCUCAGCACUGAGGGUAUUGAGCCAAAGUUAAGAAUCUUUAAUGCCUUAGUGAACUGUGAGCUACUUAGAGCACAUGCUCUAGUUCGUAAAGUGCUUUCUAGAAUUGCUGUUUGUUUCUUGUAAAAAAGCAAUAAAAAUAGCUUGAACCUC
Molecule: messenger RNA, 1915 nt
Organism: Columba livia (rock pigeon)
Lineage: Eukaryota; Metazoa; Chordata; Aves; Columbiformes; Columbidae
Gene: MAPDA
Product: adenosine deaminase like
Exons: 10
Coding region: 156-1211 (351 amino acids)
Biological process (GO): inosine biosynthetic process; adenosine catabolic process
Molecular function (GO): adenosine deaminase activity
Source: RefSeq, a predicted model, not a curated record